Messenger RNA from Aethina tumida (small hive beetle), 948 nucleotides. RefSeq names its product soma ferritin. Gene Ontology annotation, cellular component: cytoplasm. The transcript is spliced from 2 exons. Bases 45 to 878 code for a protein of 277 amino acids. The record is from RefSeq and is a predicted model, not a curated record. Gene Ontology annotation, molecular function: ferrous iron binding; ferric iron binding. NCBI's taxonomy places the organism in Eukaryota, Metazoa, Arthropoda, Insecta, Coleoptera, Nitidulidae. Gene Ontology annotation, biological process: iron ion transport; intracellular iron ion homeostasis.
AAACAACUUCCCAAAAAAUAUCAUGUCAAUUUUGACAAUUUUUUAUGUUUAGCAGCCGGGUUCCUCAUAAAAUGCAAAACCUAGGAUUGCAAUUUUAUUCGUUUGUCCAUAAAUUAAUAGUACGUACUAAAACCAAAUUGGCACUUUCCCCAAUCAUACUUCAAUUCAAAGACGAACCUAAAACCAAAUACUUCAAUCAAUUAAUAUGUCUAAGGAACGAAAUGGCGAACAGUUUAAUGAUCGCACAGUCAAAACAAUUGUCGGACUGUUCCAAUUGCAAAAAAGGACCUACAAGAAAAGGUAGACAUAGUUAUCACCAAGAUUGUGAGAACAUUGUCAACGAGCAGAUUUAUGAGGAGUUGAAGGCUUCACUGAUGUAUCUAGCUAUGGCAUCGUAUUUCGGAAGGACAGACGUGGCUUUUCCAGGUUGUCAUGGGUACUUUCUGAACAUGCAUUUAGAGGAACAUGAACACGCGAUGGUUUUUUUCAAUUACCAACUAAUGAGGGGGGCGGACGUUAAAUUGAAAACUAUUGAAGCACCCGAUUGUCACGAAUUUCCUAAUAUGACUGGAGUGUUUGAAAAGGCAUUGGACAUGGAAAUACAUGUCAAAGAUAAAUUGAUGGAAGUUUGUAGAAUCGCCACCGAAAAUGAUGAUCUUCAUCUACAAGAUUUGAUAACGACGGAUUUUAUGGAAGAACAAAACAGAUCGAUAAUGGAAUUGGGACGACUAAUUGCACAAUCUAGGAUAACCGACACUCCCUUGGGCAAAUAUAUGUUUGAUAAAAUGAUAUUCGAUUCAUACGUUAAAAAGAAUUACAAUAAAUUAAUGCACAAGAGGAACCUGCAAAAUACAGAAUCAGAAGCUAUUUACAAAUAAAUGGGGGUUUCAGUUACUAAAUUGUACAUAAAAUGUGAAGGGUUUUAAAUAAAAUUUCAGUUUGUAAUAA